AUGGCACAAGCGUUUUGGCUGGUGAUUAAGGAAGAGGGACACAUGGUCACGGCCCGGCAGGAGCCUCGCCUCGUCCUGGUCUCUGUCACCUAUGAGGACGAUUGCCUGAUCUUCAAGGCUCCGGGCAUGGACCAGCUGGUGUUGCCGAGCAAGCUGCCUUCCUCAAACGUGAUCCACGACUGCAGGAUUUUCGGUCUUGACAUCAAGGGCAGGGACUGUGGCGACGAGGCAGCUCAGUGGUUCACCAACUUUUUGAAAACAGAAGCCUACAGGCUGGUUCAAUUCGAAAAGAACAUGAAGGGAAGGAUGUCGAGGAAAAUUUUGCCAGCUUUCGUACAGAACUACCAGGUGGCCUACCCGGACUGCAGCCCAGUCAUGAUCCUCUCCGAAGCCUCCCUGGCCGAUCUCAACACCAGGCUGGAGAAGAAGUUGAAGAUGGACCAGUUCCGGCCAAACAUCGUGGUGACCGGCUGUGACGCGUUUGAGGAGGAUACCUGGGAUGAAAUCCUCAUCGGCAACACAGAAAUGAAAAAGGUUUUGGCUUGCCCCAGGUGCAUUAUGACCACGGUGGACCCAGAUACCGGAGUGAUUGACAGGAAGGAGCCCCUGGAAACCCUGAAGAGCUAUCGCCUGUGUAGUCCUUCUGAGAAGCCCAUAUACAAGUCAUCCCCACUUUUCGGGAUCUAUUAUUCGGUGGAAAAAAUUGGAAGCUUGAAAGUUGGCGACCCUGUGUAUAAGAUGGUACAGUGACGGACCCACAAGGGUGUCACAGUCCAGGAGACAUUGAUCAGGAUUUUAGCUACAAUAACAACAGUACCUCAAGAAUCCUUAUCACCAGCCUCUGACCAUCUCCACCCUGGAAAUGAAUCUCUGUUUUUAAUUUUUUGGAAUUAUAUGUGCUCCAAGGAAAGUCGUAGAGGUGAUUUGAGAAUAAGAAAGUUAUAUAGAUUUCAGGUGAGGAAGACUUUUUAAAUAAAUAAAAUUGUCCAUGAAAUUAUUUCCAAUGUUAACUGUAGCUAUUACGCUUCUGACAUUAAUAUUGAUGAGUCAAGAAAGUAUAAAGAGUCUGCUCAACAGCUGCAAACGUUUUUUCUAAAUGUUUACAUUGUAUUACCUACCAUUCCAUGGGUUGGCAAAAUGAGGAACAGGUUUCCUGAUGUGCCUUUAUAUGUGAACACACAAAAUUCUGUUAAGUUGGGUGUUUGUUUUUUUGUUAAUCCCACGCAAGGAUAUAUUUUCCAUUGAUUUUCAGAGAGAAUGGAAGGGAGGGAGGGGGAGAGAGAGAGAGAGAAACAUUGAUGUGAGUGAUCGAAACUCUAACCCAAGUCCUUGCCCUUCACCGGGAAUUGAACCCACCGACCCUUCGGCGUGCAGGCUGAUGCUCUAUCCACUGAGCCAUACUGUCCAGGGCUCUGUUGGUUGGUUUUUACCUGGCUAUUGAGUCCUUUUGACUUUCUACUCCUGUGCAUCAUGGAAUCAGGUUGUACGGAGUAUGGCAAUUAUUUUACAAACCUUGUUUUUAUGUUAAAUUAGGCCUCUAUGAAGCCAUGUAAAAGAAAUUGUGUGUAAUUGCCAGGUACACCACCUGGAAAUCCAGCUAUGAUCAAGAAGAGAAUGGUAUUUAAAAGAGUGGAAGUUUGAGAGUUGGGGUAAGGAGAAAGAAAGUUGCACAUAUUUCUUUAGGUGCAAGUAAUUAUUAUUAUUUUUUGGUAACAGAAAUAAACUCUUGGUACAACUCAACAGAAAUUCUCACUGACGUAAUAAUAUGUGAAUGAAUUAACCUACUUAAUAAUUCUGUGAUUUCUUUACUAUUAAUAAAUGUGAUUCUUGUACUUUU
Miniopterus natalensis is the source of this 1837-nucleotide messenger RNA. The record is from RefSeq and is a predicted model, not a curated record. NCBI's taxonomy places the organism in Eukaryota, Metazoa, Chordata, Mammalia, Chiroptera, Miniopteridae.